GCCGGGCGCGCUUCCCGUCGCGGGGAGAGAGUAAUAUGGCGAAGACCUACGACUACCUGUUCAAGCUGCUGCUCAUCGGGGACUCGGGCGUGGGGAAGACCUGUGUCCUGUUCCGCUUCUCCGAGGACGCCUUCAACUCCACCUUCAUCUCCACCAUCGGAAUCGACUUCAAGAUCAGGACCAUCGAGCUGGAUGGCAAACGCAUCAAACUGCAGAUCUGGGACACAGCGGGGCAGGAACGUUUCCGCACCAUCACCACAGCUUACUACAGAGGCGCCAUGGGCAUCCUGCUGGUGUAUGACGUCACCAACGAGAAGUCCUUCCUCAACAUCCGGAACUGGGUCCGCAACAUCGAGGAGCACGCUUCAGCCGACGUGGAGAAGAUGAUCCUGGGGAACAAGUGUGACGUCAGCGACAAGCGACAGGUGUCCACGGAGCGGGGAGAGAAGCUGGCCCUGGACUACGGGAUCAAGUUCAUGGAGACGAGCGCCAAGGCCAACAUCAACGUGGAGAACGCCUUCUUCUCCCUGGCCAGAGACAUCAAGUCCAAGGUGGACAAGAAGCUGGAAGGGAACAGCCCCCAGGGCAGCAGCCAAGGUGUGAAGAUCACGCCCGACCCCCCGAGGAGAGCCGGCUUCUUCCGCUGCCUCCUGUUGUAGCCGCCGACCCCCCCCCCAGGCCGCGAGCCCUGGGACCCGGCCAUGGCUCAUGGCUCACGGCUCACGGCGGGCAGGACCUUCGGGGCCACCGGCCGGCGCCCCAACCACAGCAAAGGACCAAUGCGGCGAGGGGCCGCGGCCCCGGGGCACCGCUCUCGGCGACCGUCCAGCCAAGCCGGACCAGCACGGCCCCGGGGACUCGCGGACUUGUGGACUUGGGGUGCGGCUCCAUGGGACUCGGGGCUCAGCCUCGGGGCCCCAGCUACUCUCCCCCCAGAGACCGUGGGAGACCGUCCCCAGGAACCACGGUCCCCAGCCUGGCGGUGACUCGCCCCCUCCCCCAAGUCCUGAAAUGAACCGACGGACCAGCAGCCCCCAGCCGGCCCAGGGCCGGGACCCUGGCGCAGACACAGUUAAAGCUCAUUGGAAGACACGUGACCCCCGACUCCCCCACCGGCGCCAAGGGGGGACACGGGGCACGUGAUGGAGCGGGGCCCCCGCUGUCAAGGCCCCGGGCCCACAGGGGAGCCCCACGGUGCCUGAGGAAGCUCCGAGCAUGGCAGAGGGCCCCCCCAGGACAGUCGCCUCGUGUCUGCGUCUCUGGUCAGGUCUGGAAGCAAGAGAACGAGAAACAAGCCCGGGGCGGGGGCCACACCUGUCACCAAACACAAGGCCCCGGAUUCGAGCCCCCAGGCCCCACCUGUAGGGGGGAUGCUUCACGAGCGCUGAAGCAGGGCUGCAGGGGUCUCUGUCUCCCCCGUCUCGAUUUCUGUCUCUGUCCAAUAAUAAGUAAAUAAAAGCGAUUUUUGGAAGUUGA
Molecule: messenger RNA, 1476 nt
Organism: Erinaceus europaeus (western European hedgehog)
Lineage: Eukaryota; Metazoa; Chordata; Mammalia; Eulipotyphla; Erinaceidae
Gene: RAB8A
Product: RAB8A, member RAS oncogene family
Exons: 8
Coding region: 36-659 (207 amino acids)
Biological process (GO): regulation of exocytosis; cellular response to insulin stimulus; neurotransmitter receptor transport to postsynaptic membrane
Cellular component (GO): trans-Golgi network transport vesicle; endosome; plasma membrane
Molecular function (GO): GTPase activity; GTP binding
Source: RefSeq, a predicted model, not a curated record